AUGAGUGGCCGUGAAAACCCAGUGACGCGGCCGUCCGUGUUUCGCACCCAGGAUGCACACAACAGUGACUACGCCGGCGCCGCCCCGUUCACCUCUCCCUACGCGGAGUCGUUCUCUCUGUCUCCGUACGCUGCGACGGCCCCUGGCGUCGAACGGGUGGCCUCGCCCACCACGACUGCCACGCGGGUUUUACCCACCUCAGCAGGCGGCGGUGGUGUGUUAGGCCGUCCUGCGUUUGUGGACGCCUACGCGUCUUCCAAGAACUGGCCUCGCUCACUCACGGGUGCCAACACGGCGAACGUUGUGAGCGAAGUUCGCGGAAGUGCGAACCCACAUUCACCUGUCUUCGGUGCGUCGGGGCUGCAGCGUCAGCCGGCGGUGCGCACCUUCUCGCAGCUGAGUGCCGCUCCGAUCCACUCGCCCACGUCUGUGUUUUACUCCGCUGAUGCUCCCGUCUCUGGCUGGGCGGAGUACAGCCGACCCCCACCGACGAGUCCCGCGGAUCCGUUCCCCAACGCGCCGUUCGGCGGGGAAGCGGUGCUGCAGCGUCCGCUCGGUCCGGACACGAUCCGUGAGGCCGUCUACGCGUAUCUCGAGGCGACGGACAAGCAUGAUGUGGUGAUGGCCAUGAUGGCGGAUGAGCGGCGGCACACGCAGCGCAACGUGACGGCCGCCACCGCGUCAAUCGCUCCGUUGUCGGUGAGCCUUUCCUACCCGACCGAGUUGUCGGUAUCCGGCGGCGACGACUUCCUUGGCACGCGUCGCUUUGACCUCCGCGUGGGACACGAUGGUGGCGCAGCAGCGAUGAACUCGGUGCCAAACUCUAGUUCACAAGGCAACAGCGGCAUCAACUCCUUCUCGGGCAUUUCGAAUAGUCCGAGCCACCCACUCGGCCUUCCACCACGCGAAGCAGCGUCGCCCAACUUCACUACCGGCGGCAGCGUAACACCCGGUGGGUUGGAGGCUAAGCGGAGCCGGCAGCGCCGUUCGCAUGAUCUUCUCCGCCGAGGCCUUUUGGACCGACACCGCAGCGACGGGCGGACAGACAUGACGGCGACCGGCAGGCCCUCGCCGCACAGUUCCCCCCGGCGUGGCCGCACCUUUAACACCACAUCGCGGCCGUCGUCGCCCUCCAUGCAGCACAACACGGGUUGUGGCGAAGCUGUGGCUGCUGGUGCUGGAGCGCCUCGCCCGGGUAAGGAACCACCGACCCAGCGCCAGCACCUCCCCAAACUCCUCCCCACGCUUUGCGGAUUGGAGGAGGCGGUUCGGCCGGACCUCGUCCUUCUCUUUACCAAUUCGGAGAAGAAGAUUUUGAAGCAGUAUCGGCAGCUGAGCAUUCCGCCCCCAUCGCACGAGGUGCUGCAGUACAUUCUCACCCAGGCUUACGAGCCGAUGUGGUCUGUUGGCGAGGACGCCAAUGUCUACCAUCUUUUCCAACCCGCAAACCCUGUCACUGGCAUGGUGCUUUACGGCACGGUGAAUCAAAUGGUGGAGCAGCUGACCCAGGUGCACGUCAUGCCUCUCUCCACGCCGCCGGACGUCAUUCUGAGGAGCGAGCGGUCCUUUAGCCAAGCCUUUCUGCGUCGCCAUCGGCUCCUGAUGCCCUCGCAUGUGCUGCUGGAAAAGCUCAUGGAACGCUACUUGGUGCCGCUGUCUCUUCAACUCGGGUUUGAGCGUUUUAAGGUGCACGGGAUUACGGUGCACAUCCCCGGUCUCGGUGCGUCGCUGCCGGUGCGGCGCUCGCAGAGUGAGACGGUGUUGCACGGACGGCGACACCCUGGCGCGACGAACUUGGUGUCCGCUACCACCGCCGUCGCUGGUAGCCCAUCCGGUUAUGUGGGGAGUGGUGAUGGGGGAGGUGGGGAGUCGGGUGCGUGGGGCUCGCGUUCCGCACGUCCGGUUCAGCCCGGGCCUGCCGGAGAGGCGGGCGGGUUGAGCGUCGGUACGACGGCGAUGGUGGAGGAGUAUGUGCGCGCUGCCGCCGCCGCCACCGCGCCCGACGCAGCGUUGACAGCGAUAGUGCGCUCCGGGUUGCUGCCCAGUGUCACCAGCGAUUCCAUCGCGGCGCUGACCAACGCAGCGAUCGGCACGGCUCCGGCGGCUGCGGCGACGCUCGCGGGGUGGGCGAGCAACCCGGCCUCCCCCACGCUGCCGCAUCGAAAUGCGCUGGAAGGCUCUCCGGGCGCUCCCGGUCUCAGUGACCUUCUUCCGGGAGGUGGCGGUGGUGGUGUCGGUACUGCCGCGAGUCGUGCCGCAGCGGAGCUCGUCACGACCUACUCCUCGAGUGCGGCCCUGUGGCUGACGGUGUGCGAGCGGGUGCAGCUGAAGGUCCUGUCGGUGCUCCUGUACUGGCUGCAGCACCACCCACACCACUUCGAUGGCGAAAUGCUGCGCAGUGUGCUGCACUUCGUGGAGAGUUGCUGCUACGCCACCAGCGACUGGGCGGACUGCCCGUCGCGGCAGCCGCAGAUGGCAGAGUUUAUCCGUCAGGCCUGUCAUGCUGCGCUGCCGUUGUCACAGCGACGCUGCAGUGGGAGCACCUUCGCCGCGGCUCACUUCGCCGCCCUCCCACCCAUCUCGAAGGAAUGGGGGGAGGGCGUGCUGAGUGGAACGUGGGAGCUUCGACGGUAUCAAAUGCUAUCCGAGGCCAUCCCGCCGUCGCUGCGACACUCGGUGAGGGCGGAGCUGCUGCCCUGGACGUGGAUCACUCCGAUGGGCUCGCUGACGCCUAGGCAGUACCUCCCCUGCUUUGCGUUUCGCACGCUCCCCGCGGCGGAUGUGAUGUCGUACCCCAGGGAGAGACGGCCUACGCAGCACUACGAACAAGAACACCAUCGCGUCGCCGGAGCCACCACGCAAGCACCGGCGGACAUGAAAAGCGGCGGGUCCGACGUCACAAAGCUGCUCGCCGAUGCGCAGGAGGCGUUUCGCCUCUUUGGCAGCUGCACCUUCGAGACCUACGUGCGUGGCCUCACCGCGGCGCACUACCGCAUGUUCACUGCCUUUCCCUCGCAGGAUAUCUUCAUCGCGGCGCAGCACACCAGCUCGUCGUACCUGGCCUCGCCCGCCUUCCAGUCCUCCUUUCUCGGUCGCUUCUUGAACUCCUCCGCGAUUCUUACCUCAUGGUGCGUGUCGCUGCUGCUGCACGCCGCGUGCAUGGACGGUGCGCGGGCGGCCGCGGUGGCGGCGGUCACGAACCUUUCCAUUUUGAACUCCUUCGUCGGCGAUAUGACCGACUACCGUGCCCAGCCCGCGAGUGAAGGAGAGGGCGAGGACGAGAAGGCCGUUGGUGGCAGCGCUGCCCACUCUCGCUCCUCGUCCACGUCAGCUUCCAAGUCGUCCAUCUCCACCGCGUCGGCGGCCACGGUGUCCGUCGCGGGUGUCUCGCAGAACGGCACCGCUGGAGGAGGAGGAGGAGGUGGUGGCGGUGGUGGCGGCAACAAUGCGCCGGGCGGGAACGAUGGUGCCGGUGCCGCCGCCGCCGCCGUGGCCGCAGCUCGCCACAACGCCUUCCUGCACAACCCCGCCCGCCGCUUUCUCCACGUGCUCGACCGCCUUGUGGACCUCGUCGUCGGCUUCCUGCGGGUGAACAAUUUACACGCCUCCUACAGCGUCUUCCGCGGCUUCAAUCACCCUUUUGUGAAGAAGCUGCUGCAGCAUCGUCGCAUCAGCACGCACGUCCACGCGCAGACCGCGCACCGGCUUCGCAAACUGGAGGGCUUUUUCACCUCGAUUCCACCCACGUCAGGGGCCACAGCGACGGCGUCCGGUUCGGCAGACACCUCGCCGGGGCGUGCUGCGAGUGGUGGUGGAGGGACAGCCAGCGGCACAAAGCAAGCUUCCAGCUCCGCUGCAACGGCAGCGGGCGUUGGAGACCCGACGGUCGACGAUGACCUCGAUGCCCCGGGUGACGAAGGCAACACGGAGGCCGGAGCCGCCUCGCCAGCCGGCGAUGGCGCGCCGCAUCGCAACCGCAAGACGCACCACUCGUUCUUCGAGUAUCUGAACACCGUGCCGGACAGCGAGGAGUACCCGACGGUGCCAGUGGUGCAGUACUAUUUGCGUGAGCUGCAGAUGAUGUUUGCACUGGAGCCUACGUUUUUCACCGUGCCGAGUCAUCAGAUGCAAAGCCGUUUUGCGUCCGAUGAGGUGCGGCUGACGGGUGUGUUCACCAUGCCAGAUGCCGGCGUGGAGGACGAGCAGACGCCGCCUGUAGCGUCUCCGAUUGCCGUAGUGAACUGGCGCAAGAUGCACCUGGUGGAUGACUGGAUUCAACGCGUGAGCCGCAACCAGAUCUCCUGUCUGCAUUACAUAUCUUCUCGAUCGACGGUGAUGCGGAACAUAAUGCCGGACUUGGAAUUUGAGAAAGCCUUCGACGCGCAGCUGAGUCACGUGGUUGUGACUGACACGACCCUUCUCCAAGAGAUGGCAAACCAUCUGUACUGCGCCUUGUGA
This is a messenger RNA of Leptomonas pyrrhocoris, 4458 nucleotides long. RefSeq lists its product as hypothetical. The transcript has a single exon. The record is from RefSeq and is a predicted model, not a curated record. The coding region runs from base 1 to 4458 and encodes 1485 amino acids. NCBI's taxonomy places the organism in Eukaryota, Euglenozoa, Kinetoplastea, Trypanosomatida, Trypanosomatidae.